Molecule: messenger RNA, 3548 nt
Organism: Rhineura floridana
Lineage: Eukaryota; Metazoa; Chordata; Lepidosauria; Squamata; Rhineuridae
Gene: FAM185A
Product: family with sequence similarity 185 member A
Exons: 9
Coding region: 325-1533 (402 amino acids)
Source: RefSeq, a predicted model, not a curated record
CGAGACUGCCAUGCUCAGGCGGUGCUACUGAAACUACCAAUCGUUGUUAGUACAGCUCACUGGGUCCAUGUUUGUGUAGUUUUCCUCGUUUUUUUGAAACGUGCAGGAUAGGUUUGUAAAGCGGGGGUUCCCGGGUCUCUAAUACAGCGAACUCUGCCCCAGAGAAUCUUAGGGAGGAUGGUCCCAUGACCAGUCUUGACCCUGACGCGUGACGUCUCUCCUUGUUGCCCAUUUUUGCGGGUGUCUCCUGGCAGAGUACCCCCGAUCAGUGUCCAUAGAAGGACGCAGAAGUAGCCUCAGGUGGUGUAGCCAAAGCUGAGCAAGAUGUUAUGUCUGUUAUCAAGAAGGUGGUGCAUGGCAGCAAAGAUAGCGGCAGGGAAUUGGCAUAGGUUGUUGAAGGGUGGUGGCAUCGCUGGGCAAAAGUCAUAUGGGAGCUGCCAGCAGGUUCGCUUGUUUGUGACCAGCUCUUGUAGUUGCAGCAGGCAUCCAACGGAGCCUGAAGCAAGCAUGCAGAAGAGCAAGAAAUCUCUCAAAGAGUGGACCCUGAUUGUCAGCCCCUUUGGCCUACUGAAGGUGCGGCUCCCUUGCCACGUCUCUGUGUGUCCCCUGGACCCGCACAAGUACCCUGAUGCUGACAGGGUAUUUGUUGCAGUGCGUGGGAUGAACACCAAGCCUGCUCAGGGGGCAGAUUUGGAUAAUUUGCAUGUGAAAUAUGACGAGGUGCUAAAGAAGAUUACGAUAAUCUCAGAUGACAUCAGCAGUGCAGCCUCUGUGGAUGUGAGGACCCCUGUGAAAUUUGACUUGGAUAUCAAGACAUCAGGGAAUGGCUGUGUGAAGAUUGAGAAAAUCGAAUGUGAUAGCUGCAGAAUAGAAACUGAGAAGGGAACUAGCAUCUUGCAGUCAGUCAAGGGUCAAAAAAUUGACAUUCAAGCUAAAGGAGGGAAAGUUAUCUGCCUAGGAACUCUUCAGGGAAAUGCUGAUAUUCAUGUGUCACAAGAAAGUAGUGUGAAUAUAGAAAAGCUACAAGGGUCAUCCAUUAACAUUUCUACCAAAAAUGGUUUAUUAAAAGCCAAAUAUCUUUAUGCAGAAUCUUCGUUUCUUUCUUCAGCAGCUGGUGACAUUCUACUGGGGAAUGUUCAUGGAGAUACAACUCUUCAUACAAAAACAGGAGACAUCACAGUAGAUUCCUCAGAAGGAUUCCUAAAAGCUUCUACAUAUCAAGGGGAGAUAGAUGUUUACAUUAUCAAUCCAAAGGGGGAAGUGGAUCUGAAAUCUCAGGAAGGCUCUGUUACUGUUAAGGUGCCUGCUACUCUUAAAGCGUAUCUGCAGUUAUCUGGAAGCAAGGUUGAGGUGAGCCCAGAGAUCCAGUUGCAGAGUGCCCAGAAUGCAUCCAGGGAGGGUCAUAUAACAGUUACAGGCCAUAUGAAUGAAAAGGAUGAAAAAGGAAAACAUAUUAAAGCAGAGACAGAAAAUGGCACAGUUCAUCUCAAAAGUCAAACCUGGUUUCAGUCUGUGAAAUUGAAGGCUUCAUGAUGGUGUGAAACCCAAUCUCAGAAGUCUGUUUGCUUACCAGGGCUUCCCCUUUUUCUCCUUCCUUGUGCACCCCUCCAAAAAACUUGCAUUGGAGAGUCCCCCAGUCACUCAUCUGGAGCAGAUUUUUGAGGCACACAAGCAUGUGUGGAGGAGAUAGUCUGUUCCAGUCAUGCAUGGACAGUAUUGUAUGCAACCCUCUAUUAUUCAUUCAUUUAACAUGUUAAUAACUCAUUUUGUAGCCCCAAGAGACUCUCAAAGUAGCUUACAAAAGAUUUGUACAAUACAAUCACAUCAAUUGUAGUAUCAGGAACAGUAAAGAAUGACUAUCAUUUCAAAGUUGCAGAGCAUAGUGUGAAGGCACAUGAUGCAACUAAGCAGGUCUGCCCUUAAUAUAGUCAGUGCCUGGAUGGGAAACGCUGCAUACAGCAUGUCAUCUUGAGUUCCAUUAUUGAAGAAAGGCAGAAUACAUAUGUAAUAAGUAAGAAAAAAGAAUAUUAUUUGGGGGAGGGAAGUGUGUUUCACUUGUACUUUAUAGAUAGUGGGUGGGAAAAACUGGUUGUCAUACAAAUGACUAUUUCAAUGCAAGACGCACCUUAUUUAACUGCAUGCGUAAGUGUUGUGGUGUAUCUAGAAACACAUUUUGUCUUGUUAAGGCCUAAUUCUUUGGAUUCAGUGACAUCUGGGAAAUUCUGACCAUACUAAGGGAAAGAAUGCUGUAAUAAUGUUUUAACAAGAAAGACAUCAACUUAAUUUUCUUAAACAUACAUAGCAGACAAAUAUACACACCAUUGUAUACACAAAUCAUGUUAACUGCUGGUAGACAAAAACAAGUUAUUUGUUGGCUGAUAUCUGAAAAAAGAAUUGAACAAAGGUAUAACAUUUCAUUGAGUAUUCUGUAAUUAGGAAAGAAGGAAACAUUGUACAAUAUGACUUGUAGUAGCUAUCAAACUAAGAACAACCGGUAAGAUAAUGUACCAUUGUCUUCUUAAAACAAAACAAAAAUGAUUUUCCAUUUUUAGUCUUUAUCCUUAAGGAAAUUAAACAUAUUAUGUGGUAUUUAGUUUUCUGCUGGAGGGUCUACUGUGGAAGGCCUACUAGAUUCCACACUUUUUUCUGGUGGAGGGUCUACUGUGGAAGGCAUGCUGGAUUCCAUGCUUUUUUCUCCUGGAGAUUGUACAAUGCUAUGCCGAGUUUUUUUCUGUUUCUUCAGAGUGAGUGACUCACUAUUAGUAUCAUAACCAAACCACGGAGGAGGUUCAUCAUCAUUGUAUUCAUAUUUCUGGAGCCUUGAGGCAAAUUUUAAAGCUGCUUGUCUGAAAUUAAAAAAUAAAAACUCAUAAGAAAUGCUACUAAUGCAUAAGCCGAUCCUAUGAAGGGGAUCUCUUGUAUGAAAUACAAGCACUAUAGCAAAUACAUGGAAAAGCCUAAAACUAGCUGUCUGUCUCCAGUCUGUCUGAGGUUCUGACCCACACUCACUGCUGUACUAUCAAUGUAAUUGUACAUAAUGACUCUUAUUUUUGAAAAAUGGUAUAACUUCUGAGUGCAAAACUUAACUUUGGUAUUGAUUGCAUGAAUGCAAUAUAACAUAUAUUAAUAUUUGUUAACCGCUUCCCAGGCAGUAUGCCUCUCAAAGCAUACAGUCAAAUGAAAGUGCAAUACAAAUUUACCCUGAAAGACAAAACUGAAAUUAAGUGGAGUGAGCGUAUCUAAUUCUGUUCUUCAGAACAUUAUGGCCAAGUCAAGGAACAGAUCUUAGCUACCACAUUCCCUUCCUUGUGCUCAGUUCCCCGAUUUAGUGGUUGUAAUUUCUGACUGUCUUUCUAGUUCAUGGUCUGUGAUAUCACCAGUCUCUUGUUAUUUCUGAAACACCAGUAGAUAUGUAUCUGAUCUAGCUGAUAUUUCCUUCAGAAAUAAAACAUAAACUGGAUCCAUUCCCACUUAAGAAUUUCCAUACAUUUAAGUCUGGAAAUGAAGUAGAAACAAUAAUCUAUGUCUCAGGGAAAUUUUAAAGAUUU